Eptesicus fuscus (big brown bat) is the source of this 1437-nucleotide messenger RNA. It is a transcript of the gene TRIM10, whose product is annotated as tripartite motif containing 10. The transcript has 7 exons. The record is from RefSeq and is a predicted model, not a curated record. NCBI's taxonomy places the organism in Eukaryota, Metazoa, Chordata, Mammalia, Chiroptera, Vespertilionidae. Bases 1 to 1437 code for a protein of 478 amino acids. Gene Ontology annotation, molecular function: zinc ion binding; protein binding.
AUGGCCGCGGCCACCCCGGUGAGCAGCCUGGAGGAGGAGGUCAGCUGCCCCAUCUGCCAGGGCGCCCUCAGGGAGCCGGUCACCAUCGACUGCGGCCACAACUUCUGCCGCGGCUGCCUCACGCGGUACUGCGAGAGCCCGGGCCCGGCCGCGGGGGCGCCCGCCUGCCCGCUCUGCAAGCAGCCUUUCCGCGCCGGCGGCCUCCGGCCCAACUGGCAGCUGGCCAGCGUGGUGGCCAACAUCGAGCGCCUCAAGGCGGGGUGCGGGCCGGGCGCGGGGGACGCCUGCCCGGAGCACGGGGAGAAGCUCUACUUCUUCUGCGAGGAGGACGAGGCGCAGCUGUGCGCGCUGUGCCGCGAGGCCGCGGAGCACCGAGCCCACGCCGUGCGCCUCCUGGAGGAGGCGGCGGGGCCCUACCGGGAGCAGAUACAGACGUGUCUUGAGUGUCUGAGAAAAGAGUCAGAGGAGAUUCAAGAAAUUCAGUCAAGAGAAAACCAAAGGAUACACUUCCUCCUGACCCAGGUGGCCACCAGGAGACAGAGAGUGGUCUCCGAGUUCGCACGCCUGCGCCAGUUCCUGGAGGAGCAGCACGGCGCCCUGCUGGCCCAGCUGGAGGGGCUGGAGGGGGACAUCCUGAGGCAACGGGACGAGUUUGACACGCUGGUCUCUGGGGAGCGGAGCCGGUUCAGCGCCCUGAUCACGGAGCUGGAGGAGAAGAAGGAGCGGUCGGCCAGGGAGCUGCUGACGAAUAUCAGGAGCACUCUAAUAAGAUGUGAAGCCAGAAAGUGCCGGAAACCAGAGGCCGUGUCCCCUGAGCUGGGCCAGAGGAUCCGGGACCUCCCCCAGCAGGCCCUUCUGCUGCAGACGGAGAUGAAGGUGUUUCUGGAAAAACUCUGCUGUGAGUUGGACUAUGAACCAGCCCGCCCCGCUCUGGACCCGCGGACCGCCCACCCCAAGCUGCUGCUGUCGGAGGACCGCCUGCGGGCGCGCUUCUGCUACAAGUGGCAGCGCUCGCCCGACGGCCCCCAGCGCUUCGACCGCGCCACCUGCGUCCUGGCCCGCGCGGGCUUCACGGGGGGCCGGCACACGUGGGUGGUGCGCGUGGACCUGGGCCCGGGCGGCAGCUGCACGGCGGGCGUGGCCCUCGGGGCGCUGCCGCGGAAGGGGGAGCUGCGCCUGCGGCCCGCGGCGGGCGUGUGGGCCGUGCGGCUGGCGGGCGGCUGCGCCUCGGCGCUGGGCGCCUUCCCCACGCGGCUCGCGCUGCGGGAGCAGCCGCGCCAGCUGCGCGUGUCCCUGGACUACGAGGUGGGCUGGGUGACGUUCGCCAACGCGGCCACGCGGGAGCCCAUCCACACCUUCACGGCCUCCUUCACGCAGGAGGUGUUCCCCUUCUUCGGGCUCUGGGGCCGCGGGUCCAGCUUCUCCCUGAGCCCCUGA